Molecule: messenger RNA, 1469 nt
Organism: Quercus robur (English oak)
Lineage: Eukaryota; Viridiplantae; Streptophyta; Magnoliopsida; Fagales; Fagaceae
Product: phytosulfokine receptor 1-like
Exons: 1
Coding region: 191-1243 (350 amino acids)
Biological process (GO): protein phosphorylation
Molecular function (GO): ATP binding; protein kinase activity
Source: RefSeq, a predicted model, not a curated record
AUAUGUGGUGUAUUCGUAAUUCUUUCUAUAUAAAAUGUUUGAAUUCAUUAUUCCUAUGAUGUCUGCAAGAUUGCCAAGACUACUAUGUUAUGUUAUAUUAUGUUCUUAACGAUAACAUAACAUAGUAGUCUUCUCUUCUAGCAGUCGUUGGUUGCUGCAGUCACUGCAUGCUCCUUCCUCGAUCGUAAUCAUGUUUGCUUUCUUGGUCAUCCUGUGUGGAAAACGCAAGAAACCCCAAAAAGUCCAAAACCCCGUGUCUACGACUACAACUACAACUGAGCUAUUCUCCACCAUUACCGUCAAUAAUAGCGCUUCCUUCGAUCCCACUCUCCAAAUCUCCAUGACCAAGCUGAGGAGGGCCACCAAAAACUUCUCCAGUGACUUUAUCAUUGGCGGUGGCAGAUUCGGCCUCAUCUACAAGGCCCAGCUCUCCAACGGAGUCACCGUGGCCAUCAAGAGACUCGACCCAGACGCUUUCAAAGGCUCUCAAGAGUUUUGGGCUGAGAUGGUGACCCUGGGUAUGCUCCAUCACCCAAAUAUCGUUAAGAUUCUAGGCUAUUGCAUGAUCGACUCCAAUAAGCUCCUCAUAUACGAGUUUAUUCAGAAUGGCAGUUUGGACCAGUGGUUGCACCUGCAGGAGGAAGAGAAACCGGACGUGGCUACGUUAUCUUGGGGGACUCGGAUUCAGAUUGUGAGGGGCGUGGCUAAUGGUCUCUCUUUUCUGCAUGGUUUGGAUAAACCCAUUGCUCAUCAGGAUAUUAAGUCCAGCAAUGUGCUCUUGGAUUCCAAUUUUCAGGCUCACAUUUCUGAUUUUGGUCUCGCAAGGAGGAUCGACGCCUCCACUUCUUAUGCGUCCAGCCAAAGCCAAUCUAUGGGCACAAUGGGUUACAGUUACAAGCCCCCCGAGUACAAGGACGGCCUCACUGUACCCACACUCGAGGCUGAUGUUUACAGUUUUGGGAUCUUAAUGUUCGAGAUUGCUACUGGGAAGCGUCCCAAUUUGCCCAACUUUUUGGAUGGGAAAGAGGUUGGGUUAGUCGAAUGGGCCAGGAAUAUGCUGUUCAAAAAUCAGCAUAUGGAAAUGGUGGAUGCCUAUAUUUCGAGGGAGGACGGCCUCAUACAAGUCCAAGUCAAAGAGUAUUUUGAAAUUGCUGGUAUGUGUACCUGUGAGAUACGAAGAUGCAGGCCAACUAUGCCUGAGGUUGUUCAAUGGCUAAAUCGAAUUCCUACGUGCAAUUUCUAGGUUAUUUGGGAUGGGCGAAGUUAAUCAACUUUUUUGUGGGAUGAGCUCACAUCAUGACAGGAAUGUAAAUUGUUAGUGUAUAGGUUAGACUAGUUUAGCCUAUUGGGCUUAGUCCAGUAUACUGUAUUUGUAGUUUACUCCUAUUACUUGUACUGCACACAUACCUAGCCUAUAUAAAACUCUCUAUUGUAUAUUAUUAUACACACAUCAAUAUAUAGACUAUUCA